GCCUCGGAGCUGUCCCUGGUGCUGCUCCCGGCCCCUCCCCGUGGCCUCGGGGCUGGCCCGCUGGAGCCGGGGUGGGGGGAAGUUUGGGGCAUAGCCGGCGGCAGCGUCCCACGCAGGAUCGCCUGGAUUGAGAGCCAGUGACGCGGGCGGGGGGGGGGAGCAGCUGGGGCUGGGACAGAUCGGUCCUGGGCAGCCGGCGUCUGAGAGCUCCUGCUGCUCUCGGGAGCCAGUGAAGGGCAGGAAAGAGAGAGCGAGAGAAAGGAGGAGAGAGAAGUGGAAAGAAGGAAAGAAGAGAAGGAGAGAGAAGGAAGGAGGUGAAGAGACGGAGAGAGAGAGAGAAGAGAAAAGGAGGAAGGAAAGAGGGAGGAAGGCGAGAGGGACAGACCCCCCCGGUGCCGGUGCUGGAGCUGGAACAUGCUGCUGUGACCCGGCCCGGUCCCGCUCGCCGCCAUGCAGUUCAACAAGGAGCAGUUCCAGAAGUUCGCCGGGAAGACGCUGGGCCAGGUGCACAGGCUGCUGGAGAGGCGCCAGCCGGGCGGGGAGACAAUCGAGCUGACGCAGGAGGGGCGCGCGGUGGAGGUGUCGGAGAAGCACCAGCCGGUCGUGGACUGCACCUGCUUCGGCCUCCCGCGCCGGUACAUCAUCGCCAUGCUCUGCGGCUUCGGCUUCUGCAUCAGCUUCGGGAUCCGCUGCAACCUGGGCGUGGCCAUCGUCAGCAUGGUGAACAACAACACAGUGUACCGGGGCGACAAGGUGGUGGUGGAGAAAGCCCAGUUCACCUGGGACCCCGAAACGGUCGGGAUGAUUCACGGCUCCUUCUUUUGGGGCUACAUCGUCACGCAAAUCCCUGGUGGCUUCAUCGCCCAGAAAUUUGCUGCCAAUAGGGUGUUUGGCUUUGCCAUUGUGGCCACCUCAACGCUGAACAUGCUGAUCCCGUCGGCCGCCCGGGUUCACUACGGCUGCGUCAUCUUCGUCCGCAUCCUGCAGGGGCUGGUGGAGGGGGUGACAUACCCGGCCUGCCACGGGAUCUGGAGCAAGUGGGCCCCCCCUCUGGAGCGCAGCCGCCUGGCCACCACGGCCUUCUGUGGCUCCUACGCGGGCGCAGUGGUGGCCAUGCCGCUGGCCGGGGUCCUGGUCCAGUACUCGGGGUGGACUUCGGUCUUCUACGUCUAUGGCAGCUUUGGGAUCUUCUGGUACAUGUUCUGGUUGCUGGUUUCCUAUGAGAGCCCAGCCCAGCACCCCACCAUCACGGAGGAGGAGCGCCGGUACAUCGAAGAGAGCAUCGGGGAGAGCGCCAGCCUCAUGAACCCGCUGGUGAAAUUCAAGGCCCCCUGGCGCAAGUUCUUCACCUCCAUGCCCGUCUACGCCAUCAUCGUCGCCAACUUCUGCCGCAGCUGGACCUUCUACCUGCUUCUCAUCAGCCAGCCGGCCUAUUUCGAGGAGGUCUUCGGCUUCGAGAUCAGCAAGGUGGGCCUGCUCUCCGCCCUGCCCCACCUGGUCAUGACCAUCAUCGUCCCCAUCGGGGGGCAGAUCGCAGAUUUCCUGCGCAGCCGCAGGAUCAUGUCCACCACCAACGUCCGCAAGAUGAUGAACUGCGGAGGCUUUGGCAUGGAGGCGACUCUGCUGCUGGUGGUGGGUUAUUCCCACAGUAAAGGCGUCGCUAUCUCGUUCCUGGUCCUUGCUGUGGGCUUCAGUGGCUUCGCUAUUUCAGGUCAGCAGAGGCAGCAUGGGGCAGGGAUGAGAGUGGGGGCUCGGCAGGGAGCAGGACGGGGGCCCAGCAGGGGCAGUUGGCAGUACGUGUUCCUCAUCGCCUCGCUGGUGCACUACGGGGGCGUCGUGUUCUACGGGAUCUUCGCCUCGGGCGAGAAGCAGCCCUGGGCCGAGCCAGAGGAGACCAACCCCGAGAAAUGCGGCUUCAUCCACGAGGACGAGCUGGCCGACGAGGAGGACGAGGCUGCCCGGGGGGCGGGCGACGGGGGCAGCUACGGGGGUGGCUACGGGGCCACCAAGAGCACCAGCUUCGCCAACGGGGGCUGGGCGGCUGACUGGGACAAGAAGGAGGAGUUCGUGCAGGAGCCCGGCAAAGACACCUACAUGUACGGGGCACCGCGGGAGAGGGACCUGUCCUAGGGACCCCCUGAAUCUCCGCCUCCCCCCAGGCACCUCUGCAGUGGUACAGUCCAGGAGGGUGGGGCCACACUUGGCCACACCCCCAUUCUUCAGGCCACACUCCAGUUCCCCCCACUACAUUGGUACAGUCCAGGGGGUGGGACCACACUUGGCCACACCCCUAUUCUGCAGGCCACGCCCCAAUCCCCCCCUGUGUUGGUACAGUCCAGGGGGACAGGACUGAGCUUGGCACACACACCCCCUUCCUCCACUGCAUUGGUACAAUCCAGCACAGUGAGGUGGAGCUAAGUUCGGCCACACCCAAAUCCGCCCCAAGUGCCACUGAGCCAAGGGGUGGGAUUUAUUUUGGCCACUCCCAAAUCCCCCACAGUUUUGGUAUAAACCAAGGAGGUGGGGCUAAAUUAGGCCACAGCCCCCACCCUAUGGGCCACAGCCACGCUCAUUGGUGCCAUCCAGGAGGGCGAGGGAGUGGAGCUGAGUCAGGCAACACCCUCAAGCCCUUCGGCCCCACCCAACCCGCUCCCCGGGAGCCGCCCUAUUGGUACAAUCCUCUCCCCGCCCCCCUGCACAAGCCAUGCCCAAAUCUUGUCCCCUCUGGGCACCACCAUUUGGUCUGACCCAUCAGGGUGAGGGGGGUGGCACUUAGGGUUAAGUUGCCCUGCCCCCCAGGCCAGGGCAAUGGUACAAUCCAUUGGGGGGGGAAGCCCCCUGACUCCGUUGAAAGGAGUCUGGGGGGAGGGCGGGGCAGAGGUUAGACCUUUGACCUUGAGGUCAGACGGUCUUGACCUUUGACCCUUGGCCUCAGCGGGGGCACCACUUGACCUUGAGAUCAAAACGCCUUUGACCUCAAGGCUCGGCGUUGAGCCCAAGUUGACCGUGAGAUUCAUGGUGUUUGACCUUUGACCUUGAGGCUCCCACGUGCCCCAUAAUAAAUUAACCCCCCCAGCAGGCCUGGGGGGCAGCACUAGGGAUCCAUGGGGCGGAGAGCAGUGGAGCGGGAUGGGGGGAUGCCCCAGAUUGUGACCCCAGGGUUCAGUCUGACAGCGUCUUUACAAAGUGACAUGACAAAUGGCAGUUUUGAGCUACCCCUCAUGAGCCAGUCACCGGUUUUUAGAUGCCCCCCACCCCUCACUCCUUCUCCGAGCUGCCUGUCCUGGCGGCUCCCAGCCAUGGCCAAGAUGACGGUUUCAAGCUGCUCCCUGCAUUCUCGGUUGGCAGGUUUGACACCCCACAAGCUGCAGGUGUGGGUUCGAGACACUUCACCCGCUCUAGCUGGGGGGGUUGAGACACCCCGCGCACUCCAGCUGGCAGUUUCAAGUUACCCUGCAUAUUUUACGUGAUGGUUUCAUGUUACUCUGUACAGCUCUAACCAGCAAUUUCAAGCCACCCCGCAUGUCCUAGCGGGCAUCCAGUCAGGCUGCCUGAUCCAGUUCUAGCUGGUAGUUUCGGGACACCCCACACAAUCCAGUUACCGAUGCCAAGCCGCCCCGCAUGUUCUAGCUUGCUGGGUCACGGUUGCUGCAUCGCAAUUCUCCUGGAUAUUUUCCAACUGCCUUGCUUCCUCCAGCCGGCGGCUUCAAGUCACCCCACGGCAUCCAGGUGGCAGUUUCAGGCCACCCCAACCCAGCCAGCUGGCGGUUUCAAGCCACCCGACCCCAUCCAGCUGACGGCUUCAAGCCACCUAGCACAUUCUUAGUCCAGGGUUUCAAACAAGUCAAUGCCCUCUAGUUGGUGGUUUCAUGCCCCCCUUACAUGUGACAGUUUCAAGUCCCCCCCUUGCAUUCUCUCGAGCCACGUAGACACGUGGAGUGAGGCCCGGCCCUACCCGACAUCCCAACACACCCACCCCCCUGCGGGUGUGGCCCUGGCAUCGCCCAGUUCCUCCCAGUUAGAGGCAGGUGGCGAUGCUGUGGGGUGG
Molecule: messenger RNA, 4048 nt
Organism: Chelonoidis abingdonii (Abingdon island giant tortoise)
Lineage: Eukaryota; Metazoa; Chordata; Testudines; Testudinidae
Gene: SLC17A7
Product: solute carrier family 17 member 7
Biological process (GO): regulation of synapse structure or activity; synaptic transmission, glutamatergic; transmembrane transport
Cellular component (GO): excitatory synapse; synaptic vesicle membrane
Molecular function (GO): neurotransmitter transmembrane transporter activity; L-glutamate transmembrane transporter activity
Source: RefSeq, a predicted model, not a curated record